CCAUUGGUAACCAAUAGCCGGAUUUUCCCCCAUCUUCCACUGUUUUGGAUUAUCUAUUUUUUUGGACCUGAAUUCCUUGGAUCUUUGUUCUUUCCUCGGAGCAAUUCUCAUCCUUUCGGAUGGUGGAAGACAUUGGCCAUCCAAGCACGUCGUCUUUCCUUCCCGUCUUCAUUAAUUCCAUGUUGUAGGUCAUUGUUGGAGCGGGGCACAAUGCUGGGCGUCCUGCUGGGGGUCCUCUCCGUCUCGGUGGUCCUCGGGGCGCCUCCGCCACCAAUCAACAAGCUGGCCCUCUUCCCAGACAAGAGUGCCUGGUGUGAAGCCAAGAACAUCACCCAGAUUGUGGGGCACAGCGGCUGCGAGGCCAAGUCCAUCCAGAACAGGGCCUGCCUGGGCCAAUGCUUCAGCUACAGCGUCCCCAACACCUUCCCGCAGUCCACCGAGUCACUGGUCCAUUGCGACUCCUGCAUGCCAGCCCAGUCCCUCUGGGAAAUUGUGACGCUGGACUGUCCAUCCAACGAGGAGAUCCCCCGAGUGGACAAGCUGGUGGAGAAGAUCCUCCAUUGCAGCUGCCAGGCCUGUGGCAAGGAGCAGAGCCAAGAAGGGGCCCUCUUCAACGUCUACCUGAAUCCCGAUGACAACCUGCCCGCCGAGAACCCCAAUCCGCACCCGUACGGCGGCCAUCAUCACAACAACCACCACCCUUCAGAGGAGGCCUCCAACCACCACCACCAGCGCCAUCACGACGAGGAGACCACUGACUGACUCUCUGACACUUGCCCUCCAAUCCCGGGGUUUUCUAGGACUUCUGAUCAUACAUUGUUUUGAGAAUUGCGAGACUCUGCAGUCUGCCAUAUCUAACUAGGAAGUAUGAGACUCUUAUUUAUCCCACCUUCAAUUGAGUACCGGCUCUCCAAUCCCUGGGAUUUUUUUUAUAGGAAUUCUGGGACUCCUUGUUUUAGGAUUCUGGGUCAUCUUCCACCAGUUCGAAAAUUACGAGCCACCGCAGUUUGUUUUUGAUGUAUACAACCGGGAAGUACAAAACUCCUAUUUAUCCUAUCUCCUCCACGGAUUGGGUGCUGACUCUCCAAUCCCUAAAGAUUCUGGGACUCCCAAUUUGGAGAUUCUGGGAAUCCUAAUUUGGAGAUUCCGGGACUUCUUCUCUCCCGUUAUUCCGAAAAUUACGAGACCCCGCAGUUUGCUUUAACUGGAUCCAACUGGGAAGUACCAGACUCAUCAUUAAUGAUCCCGUCUUCUCAAUUAAUAGAGUGGCAGCCCUCCAAUCCCAGGGGAUUCUGGGAUGUCUCAUGCUGGGAUAAUGGGAAUUCUUAUCCUCCGCUAUUUCGUAGAUAUGGCGAAAAUCACAUUGCCUUUGCCGCGUCCUACUGGGAAGCCAAGACAACCCUUCAUCCCAUCAUCUCAGUGCUGAACCUCUGAUCCCAAAGGAUUCUGGGACUUCUUCUCUUGGGAGUUUUGGACUUCUUCUCUUAUGCCUAGAUGUCAAACAAGGCAAAAAUUACAGGUGCUUUGUUUUGGAUGCAUCGCCUAGGGAAGCACAAGACUCACUUCUAUUUGUAUCUUCCCAGUUACUAUACUGGGUGAACUGGGGGAGAACUGAAGGGCUUAAGGGAGGGAUAUAUUCCAAAAUGAAGUCUUGACUGAGUCACAUUGGCUGGGGUAGACCUCUCAAAAUCCCAAAGGAUCUGCAAAGCAAACUGAAGAGAGAGAAAUAAAUAAAUAGUAGAGUCCCGCUUAUCCGACAUUCCAUCUCUCUUCUUCUGUAUCCGAGGCCUCUCUGGCCCCGGGGCAUUGCCUUGCCUUAACUCUUUGAGUCCCUGUUGUUAGUAUUCUAGGCGUCUAGCACCAAGUUGGACAGGUAACAGUCGGAGACUCCGUAUUAUCCGACAUUUUCACUUAUCCGACGUUCUGCCAGCCCAGUUUAUGUCGGAUCGGCGAGACUCUACUGUACAUCCACAAAGGAUGGAGCACUUAAUGGCAAUAUCUAUGGGACCCAUCCAGGGAAAUGCGACAGGAUGGAGUUCAAAUAGGUUUUGUAGUUUCUCAAAGGAGGCUUUUCUCUGGUUUUCUGAAUCGAAAAUACCCAUAGAAAUUAUCACUAGUUUGUUUUGAUUUUUCCCCCUCCAGAUUCACAAAAGCUAUUAGUUUCACCUUUGUAGUUAAAUAAAUUAGAUUUUAAACUCUG
This is a messenger RNA of Anolis sagrei ordinatus, 2200 nucleotides long. It is a transcript of the gene NBL1, whose product is annotated as NBL1, DAN family BMP antagonist. Gene Ontology annotation, biological process: animal organ morphogenesis. The record is from RefSeq and is a predicted model, not a curated record. Gene Ontology annotation, molecular function: receptor ligand activity; BMP binding. NCBI's taxonomy places the organism in Eukaryota, Metazoa, Chordata, Lepidosauria, Squamata, Anolidae.